AUGUUGUGGGAGGACGGCAGCCCUCGAACGGGGUGGAUGGGCGAGCGCAGCACGUCCUACCAAGACGUUCUGGAGGUCGAGACGCGCCUGCCGCUGCCAACCGAGCUGGGAAGGCGCGGGACGGCACCGGCGCUGGUGGAUUGCACCUCGGGGCAGGUGCACGAAAAUGACUUCGCGGAGGUGGUGCUGGUUUGCGAGCCGGAGGGGCCUUCGCUCAUGAUGGGCGGGCUGCACCCGCGCGCGUCGCUGUUCGACAGGCCAGUGAAUCUGGACCACAGCCGGCAACAGCACAAGAAAUUUAGGCAGGUGUUGAGGUCGUAUGGUCUGAGGGUGAUCACGGUAAGGGAGGUGCUGGCGUUCGGCGCGGACGACCACGUGGCCGCGAGGCUGGGGCUGGAGGACUUGGCGAUGAACAGUUUGAGCUACAGGCUGGCGGAGGGCGUGAGCAUUGAGGACGUGCGCGAGAACGAUCGGUUUUACCUCACCGACGACUACAAGCAGACGGUGCUGGAGGGGAUGGGCGUGGCGCAGCUGAUCGACGUGUUGAUGUCCAACCCGACGGUGUAUCUUUCGCCGAGCGACCGAGAUACGGGGCUCAGGUCCGCCUACGAGUUCCACCCUCUGUCCAAUCUGGUCUACACGAGAGAUCAACAAGUCACGACGGCCAAGGGAAUAGUCAUGGGCAGGUUGCGUUCGUCGCAGCGACAGCGCGAGGUGGAUCUGAUGCGCUUCUGCCUCAAAAAAUUGGGUCUCCCAGUGCUUGGAGAAAUACGUGAACCAGGGUUUCUGGAGGGUGGGGACUUUAUUCCUGCUGGACGCGACUUGUGCUUCAUCGGAAUUGGCCUGCGGUCAAACUUUAGGGCAUGCCAACAACUAAUGGACAACGACUGGCUCGGCACUAGGAGGCUGGCUGUUGUCAGUGAUGGCUUUGAGCAGCACCAAGAUCGCAUGCACUUGGACUGUGUGUUCAGUAUUACUGGAGACAAAUGUUGCAUGAUGCUUGAGGAGAUGAUGGGCAUGGACUCUCCAACAAGAAGGCUUGUCAGCGUUUACACUCGAACUUGUGGAAAUGGUGGAACAUGCAAGUAUGAGUUGACGAGGGAGCAUGUGGAGUUCAGCCAAUUCAUGAAGGAGGAGGGCUACAACAUAAUUCCCAUUAAAGCAGAGCACCAACUGCAAUACGCCUGCAAUGUGCUGAAUUUGGGCGGAGGCAGGAUCCUGUCCGUCCAUCCAUUGAGCGCACGACAGCUGGUUCGCUCGCCGCAUUUUCAUGGGACAGUGCAGGUCAUCGAAUUCUCCUCCAUCACGUCAAUGUACGGGGCGGUGCACUGCAGCACCCAGAUACUGCGGCGGCAGGCGAAGCCCAGGCAAGGGUGGCCCAGGACCCGCCCCUCUUCGGCCAGAGUGUCAGACUCAUCCAUCGUGGACCUUCCCAGGUCGGAGAUGCCCAACAGCGAGGACGAAUCAAUGCCCGAGAACGGAGGAAUGCUGGAUCGAUUGCUUUGA
Ostreobium quekettii is the source of this 1506-nucleotide messenger RNA. NCBI's taxonomy places the organism in Eukaryota, Viridiplantae, Chlorophyta, Ulvophyceae, Bryopsidales, Ostreobiaceae. The record is from the annotation of a GenBank genome assembly.